AUGCUGUCCAGAAGAUUUGCGUGUGGGCUUCCGUCAACAGGAAUAUUGUCUGAACUUUUACCAAUUGUGAGGUGUAAAGUUCCGACCGUGCAUAAUCACAUCAGAUUCUUCUCUGAAUCUAAAUGCACAUUAAAUCCAUCUGCAAAUCCAACAGCUAAAAAGAACAUUCCAUUAGGAAAGAGAAUUAAAAAUGGAGCGAAAUUUAUGCUGUCCUCCGCAAUCGUGUUAGCAGCACUUGGUGUGACUAGUGUUUCGUUAUAUUUAGUGUUCAAGGAGCUUUUUUCACCUUCAGGACAAACAUCAACGUUCAAUCGUGUCGUCAGUAUGAUAGAAGAAAAUCAACAAUGCCUUAAGAUGUUGGGAUAUUCCGAUGAAGAAAUCAAAAAAGGUAAAAUUAAGCUUAAAGCUUACGGUGAUGUGCCACAAGAUCGAUGGACCAGAGAUAGACCUAUAAGGGCUACCCAAUACACAGCAAAAGAUGGCACGGAUAGGCUUAUAAUGAGAUUUUUUGUUGAAAGUAAGUACACUGUGGGAGUGGUUCGUGUUGAGGCCAUCGAAGAAAAUGUUGUGGCUCAAAAAUUCAACUAUGUGACAUUGGACGUGAAAGGAAAUAACAGAUUCUAUCUAGUGGGCCAUCCGCAGAAUACUGGCUCAUUUAUGAGACCUAUGGGACUCUUUAAUGGCAAAAAUGGGUUCUUGGGUGUAAAGUGGGGGAAAAAAGAAGAUAAUAAUGACGGGGAUGAGAAGCAUUAA
Messenger RNA from Brettanomyces bruxellensis, 753 nucleotides. RefSeq lists its product as uncharacterized. The record is from RefSeq and is a predicted model, not a curated record. Gene Ontology annotation, cellular component: TIM23 mitochondrial import inner membrane translocase complex. Lineage: Eukaryota; Fungi; Ascomycota; Pichiomycetes; Pichiales; Pichiaceae. The coding region runs from base 1 to 753 and encodes 250 amino acids. Gene Ontology annotation, biological process: protein import into mitochondrial matrix. The transcript has a single exon.